AUGGGCAAAUCAUCGAAGGAUAAACGAGAUUCCUAUUACCGGCUCGCAAAAGAGCAAGGCUACCGCGCUCGGUCGGCCUACAAGCUUCUCCAGCUUGAUGCUCAAUUCAACCUUUUCAAAGACGUUACCCGGGUCGUCGACCUCUGUGCGGCACCAGGUUCAUGGUCCCAAGUCCUUUCACGAUCGCUCGUAGCCAAAGGGAAGGACCGAGAACCCAACGUGGCACAAUCCGAGACAAAUGAAGUACAAGAAGUUCAAUCGAAGCCAAAAGUGAAGAUUGUAGCGCUAGACCUCCAGCCGAUGACUCCUUUACCUGGGGUUAUCACUCUUCAGGCAGAUAUUACACAUCCAUCGACGCUCCCACUAGUGUUGAAGCAUUUGGAGUCAGACUCAGCAAAUGUGGACCUAGUGGUUUCGGAUGGCGCACCCGACGUUACGGGUCUACAUGAUUUGGAUGAGUACAUUCAGGCUCAGUUGUUACUUGCGGCUUUGAACCUUGCUACGUGUGUACUACGUCCCAGUGGAAACUUUGUUGCAAAGAUUUUUCGGGGACGGGAUGUUGCAGAGCUGUACUGCAAGCUGAGGAUAUUCUUUGAAAGGGUUACAGUGGCAAAGCCGAGGAGCAGUAGAGGAAGUAGUAUUGAAGCUUUCGUGGUUUGUGAGAAUUAUACCCCGCCGGAAGGGUUUCAGCCAUCCUUGGAGAAUCCUAUAUGGACUGGACCAACUCGGCAGGAGGAUAUUGCGGGGCAGAUUGCAGAGGUUAGCCUCGAUGAUGCGCCUAGCGGGAGAUGGGUAGCUCCAUUCGUUGCUUGCGGAGACCUGUCGGAGUGGGAUUCAGAUGCAACAUAUCAACUACCAGAUACAGAUGAGAACGGAGUUAAAAGGGUCAGCAUCGAUCCAAUCCAGCCGCCUACAGCCCCGCCGUAUAAAACGGCUAUUGAAAUGAGGAGAAAGCUAGGAAAUGGUGGCAAGAUUAAUUAA
Messenger RNA from Orbilia oligospora ATCC 24927, 981 nucleotides. RefSeq lists its product as uncharacterized. NCBI's taxonomy places the organism in Eukaryota, Fungi, Ascomycota, Orbiliomycetes, Orbiliales, Orbiliaceae. Gene Ontology annotation, molecular function: tRNA methyltransferase activity. The coding region runs from base 1 to 981 and encodes 326 amino acids. Gene Ontology annotation, cellular component: cytoplasm. The transcript has 2 exons. Gene Ontology annotation, biological process: cytoplasmic translation; tRNA methylation. The record is from RefSeq and is a predicted model, not a curated record.